AAGGAUAAAGCAAAAAACAUGGAUUUGAACAUCCUUUUCUUUUUGUGCGGUUGAAAAAGAAGUAAACAGAUAACAAGAAAUGAGACAGAAAUAAAACCAGAGAGAGUCAAAAUUCCAAUUACCCGUCAAAUACUUCCAGAUCCAAUGGCAGUUCCGGUGAAGGUAUACGGACCUCCAUUAUCCACUGCAGUUUCAAGAGUCUUAGCUUGUCUCAUCGAGAAAGAUGUUGAAUUUCAGCUCAUCCCAAUUAACAUGGCAAAAGGCGAGCACAAGAAGCCCGAUUUCCUCAAGAUUCAGCCCUUCGGCCAAGUACCAGCUUUUCAAGACGAGAGCAUCUCCCUCUUUGAGUCGAGAGCAAUUUGUCGGUACAUAUGUGAGAAAUACGAAGAGAAAGGAAACAAAGCAUUAUACGGAACAAAUCCGUUGGCCAAAGCUUCAAUAGACCAAUGGCUAGAAGCUGAGGGACAGAAUUUUCACCCACCAAGCGGAGCUUUAGUGUUUCAGCUGGCAUUUGCGCCGAGAAUGAAGAUUCCUCAAGAUGAAGGAUUAAUCAAACAGAACGAAGAGAAGUUGGGGAAGGUAUUGGAUAUUUACGAGAAGAGGCUGGCGGAGAGUCAGUUCUUGGCGGGGGAUGAAUUUUCUUUGGCGGAUCUGUCUCAUCUUCCUAACACGCACUAUGUCGUGAAUUCUACUGAUCGGGGGCAGCUUUUUAGUUCGAGAAAGAAUGUGGGUAGAUGGUGGAGUGAAAUCUCUAGCAGAGAAUCGUGGAAGACGGUGGUUCAGAUGAUUAGAAGUGGUCGAGCAGGUUAGCUGGGUUUUUCAACCACUCAUGGCCUAAUCUGUUUUUAAUUUUCUUUUCGGCCAGUUUUUGUAUUAAAAUGAAAAAAAAAAAGAAUGAUUAAGAGUGCCCCGUUGAUAUUAAGAAAAAGAUAAAUUAUAAGGGCGUGUUUGAACUUUCCAAAAUAUUAUUUUAGUGCAUGAAUGUUUAUUUGUAUAUUAAA
Messenger RNA from Mercurialis annua (annual mercury), 1001 nucleotides. RefSeq names its product glutathione S-transferase-like. Bases 145 to 810 code for a protein of 221 amino acids. The transcript has 3 exons. Gene Ontology annotation, cellular component: cytoplasm. The record is from RefSeq and is a predicted model, not a curated record. Gene Ontology annotation, molecular function: glutathione transferase activity; glutathione binding. Lineage: Eukaryota; Viridiplantae; Streptophyta; Magnoliopsida; Malpighiales; Euphorbiaceae.